This is a messenger RNA of Eruca vesicaria subsp. sativa (arugula), 237 nucleotides long. Lineage: Eukaryota; Viridiplantae; Streptophyta; Magnoliopsida; Brassicales; Brassicaceae. The record is from the annotation of a GenBank genome assembly.
AUGAAACAACACGGUGUUAGUCAAGAAGAAGCGGUUAGAGAAUUGAAGAAGAUGAUUAAGGAUUAUCAAGAGGUCAUGAUGGAUGAGUUCUUUAAAGCCUCUUCCACUGUGCCACGCCAGGUUAUAGUGCGAGUCUUCAAUACUGCACGUAUGAUCAAUUUGUUCUACAAGGAGGGUGAUGGAUUUGGUCAUGCCAAUGACAAUUUCAAAGCCAUGUUCACAUCUUUGUUUACAUAA